GGUGACGUAAUCACGCACGCAGUCUCCAGUCAGUGCUGGCACAUUUCCAGUUCGGUCACGUUAUGCGGAGCAGGCAGCGGCCAUGGCUUGGAAGUCGCGGACCCGCAGUCUACAGGUGUUCGACACGGAGCUGAGUGCGGAUACGGUGGAGUGGUGUCCUGUUUCAUCCGACCACGACGUGCUGGCCUGCGGCACCUAUCAGCUGCACAAAGGGGUGGGGGAGGAUGACGCCACCCCGAGCCGGACUGGCCGUUUGUACCUUUUUGAAUUCCGUCGGGAGGGUCCGAUGAUCCCUCCGCUGACUGAGCUGCAGCGCAUCGACACAGCGGCUAUUUUGGACUUGAAAUGGUGUCACGUCCCCGUGUCCGAGAGGCCCGUGCUAGGAAUGGCUGCUGCUACAGGGGAGCUGCAGCUGUUCACGCUGUCUGGAAGUCAGGACGGCGGCCGCAGCCUGCAGCCUCUGAGCAGUUUGGAGGUGGGAGCUGAGCGGCUGGCUCUGUCUCUGGACUGGUCCACUGGGAGGCUGGACAGCAGUGACAUCCGGGUGGUCUGCAGUGACUCGGCGGGAUGCGUCAGCGUGCUCUCUCUGGCCGAAGGAGCCCUGACGGCUCUGUCACAGUGGAAAGCUCACGACUUCGAGGCCUGGAUCUCAGCCUUCUCCUAUUGGGACACACAGCUGCUUUACUCUGGUGGUGAUGACUGCAAACUGAAGGGUUGGGAUCUCAGAGUCGGUCCUUCCAGUCCGACGUUCACCAGUAAAAGGCACUCGAUGGGCGUCUGCAGCGUCCACAGCUCGCCUCACCGGGAGCACAUCGUGGCCACCGGCAGCUACGACGAGCAGGUGCUGCUGUGGGACGGCCGGAGCAUGAAGCGGCCGCUCAGCGAGACGCCGCUGGGCGGCGGCGUGUGGAGGCUGAAGUGGCAUCCCACCAAUCAACACCUGCUGCUGGCGGCGUGCAUGCACAACGACUUCCACGUGCUGCACUGCCAGCAGGCUCUGGAGGGCGGUGAGGGAGCGUGCCCCGUCGUGGCCUCCUACAUCCUCCACAACUCGCUGGCGUACGGCGCCGACUGGUCCCGGCUGUCCCUGGAGGACCCGGCCCCCCGCUCCCCUCCCCCGGCCGCCGCCGCAGCAGAGGAACCUUUGGCUGAGAGCGUGGGACACUUGAGGAUACAGUACGAGUCUCCCACCGCCAGCUUCGACACCUCCCUGGAGGACGACGCCGGGCGCUACAUCCCCGAAGUGGCGGCGGCGGCGCCACCUCCCCCCGCCGCCGGACCCCCCCUACACCCGGACACGGACGCCGCCUCCGUGUCUUGUCUGCUGGCGAGCUGCUCCUUCUACGACCACAUGCUGCACGUGUGGCGCUGGGACUGGACGCCAGAGGAGGCGGAGCCGUGCUGAGGAGGGGGCGGUCCUUCGACCUUCAGCUUCUAGCGCCUCUGUUCCUCUUGGGGCAAUAAAAUCUAAAUCUUUUUAUAAAAUAUGAAGCUGGCGACAUUUUUUAAAACCCAAAAAUUUCAUUUUUGUCAACAGUCUGGGACAAAACGCCUGUAGCUGACUGAAAAUCCUAUUUCAGCUGUAAUUUGGGCAUUCUGUUUUCACACAUUAGAAAUAAUAAAUCAAUCAUUUUAUAAUGAUUGGUUGUGAUUUUUUUUUACGG
This is a messenger RNA of Salarias fasciatus (jewelled blenny), 1664 nucleotides long. It is a transcript of the gene dph7, whose product is annotated as diphthamide biosynthesis 7. Gene Ontology annotation, molecular function: diphthine methylesterase activity; protein binding. NCBI's taxonomy places the organism in Eukaryota, Metazoa, Chordata, Actinopteri, Blenniiformes, Blenniidae. Gene Ontology annotation, biological process: protein histidyl modification to diphthamide. The record is from RefSeq and is a predicted model, not a curated record. Gene Ontology annotation, cellular component: cytoplasm. The transcript has 10 exons. The coding region runs from base 83 to 1405 and encodes 440 amino acids.